AUGUCGGGAUUUUCUCUUGUUACCAUUGUAUCAGUUGUUAAUUGUUUGCCGGCGUUGGCUCUGACAAAGAAAGAAACCUCGACCAAUGUGACAUUUUUUAGUUUACCUGGCGACUUUAAACUGGGCGGCCUUUUUGCUCUUCAUAAUGAGGCUGAUGCAUCAGGCAACUGGAAGGGGAAUGAAACCAUGCAAUGCAAACACUUUAAUCCCAAUGAAUUCAUGGCACUUCUGGCUAUGAAGUUUGCAGUAGAUGAAAUUAAUAACAGCAGCACGCUUCUGCCCAAUGUCAGUCUGGGGUAUGACAUCUAUGACACCUGUUAUGAUGUAAAAGUCAUCCAACAAGCAUCCUUGAGGUUCCUCACUGAAAGAGAGGAAUCUGUGAUCCAGGUCCUUUGUAAUUAUACUGAUUACAAGACAGAGGUGGUGGCAGUGGUGGGACCAUCCUCAUCAGACAUGGCCAUGGCCACUGGGAAAAUGUUCAGCUUUUUUCACUUGCCACAGAUCAGCUAUUGGGCUUCCAGUGAACUUUUAAGUGACAAGUCCACGUUCCUAUCAUUUAUGCGCACUGUUCCAAGUGAUCAAAAACUAGUGCAAGGAAUGGUGCAGCUACUUAAGGAAUUUCAGUGGAACUGGAUAUCAAUAAUAGCCAGCAGGAAUGGAUAUGGAGUACAAGGACUUUUCCAGUUUACAACUUCAGCUUCCCAAAAUGGCAUCUGCAUUGCUUAUCAAGCCUACAUCCCAGAGAAUAUUAGUGACCCCAACUUCAACACGUCUGUACAAAAAAUACUAAGUGAUCUCCAGAAUACUGGGGUCAAUGUCACCAUUGUGUUCUCCACUCUACCAGAAGCUCAGGCUUUUCUUAAAGUGGUCAUCGGGACCCAGCAGAAAAUGGUCUGGAUUGCAAGUCCAACGUGGUCACAAGCUCUAACUAUACAGCAAAUGCCAGGCCUUCAAUCCAUCGGCACAGUCAUUGGUUUCAGUGUGGAAAGUAAAACAGUAUUGGGAUUUCAGGACUAUGUAUUUAAUAUAUUAAAUCAGAUAGAACAAGAAAGGCAUCUUCUCUUAAAUUCCAGUUCUGCAAAUUUAGGCACUUCUCAGUAUACCCAGGACCUGCAAGAACAAUGCCAGUCAUGUAGCAUGCUAACCACAGGGAACAUAACAAUGCUGCAAGAACCGUCAAUACUAGCGCUAGCCUACCAUGUAUAUACUGCCGUAUACUUCAUAGCUCAAGCUAUACACAAUAUCAUGUGUACUCCAAUGUGUAAUCUGCAAGUUUCCAAUAUCCUUCCAUGGCAACUUCUUCAGGAACUUAAAUAUGGGAACAUCACAGUGGACAAUAUCAUGUUAGACAGCUACGGUAACCCAAAUAUUGGCUAUAAUAUACUAACCUGGAUAUAUAAAAAGAAGAGCCCAUUCUUGACAGUGGGAACAUUCCAGGAGAAAAUGACAUUGAAAAGAUCCCAGAUUACAUGGCACAGUACAAAGGUUCCUGAGUCCACCUGCUCCAGGCAAUGCUCCGAGGGUCAAGUCAAAGUGUUCAAGGAUUUCAAAACUUGCUGCUUCAAGUGUGUCACGUGCCCUGAGGGAACCUACGUGAAUUCUACAGAAUGCACAUCAUGCCCUACUGGUGAAUGGUCCAAAGCAGGGAGCAAAAGCUGUCAACAUCCAACUUACCUCUACUUGUCAUGGAGUAACUAUUACGUUAUCACUCUCCUCGGGUUUAUGGGACUCAUUAUAUUGCUUAUAUUGGUAGUCACUAUGAUCAUGUUUCGGCACCGACAUACUCCUCUGUAUGUAGCUUCUGGCGGCUUCCAUUGUUAUAUUACGUUGUUGGGUUUGUUGUGUAUGUGUGUGUCAAUUUUUUUUUAUAUUGGAAAACCUACAGACUGGAUGUGUCUUCUACAGCAACCUCUACUCUCCUUGAGUUUUACCACCUUUCUGGGUCCCAUACUGGUAAAAUCCAUGCAGAUCCUAUUCUGUACCCUGUCCGGCAAGUCACGACUCUACUGGUUGACACACACAGGGAGUUGGAUCAUUUUAUUAUUAACCUUCCUAGGUCAAGUCUUGCUCUGCACUAUGUAUGUGAAAUCUUCACAGCUUUUAUCAGUACAGGUGGCCUCCUAUGAUGUCAACUCCUUAUCUAUUUAUGUGAGCUGUAAAUACGAGCCAUUACUGCAGUUUGGCUUGAUGUUUGCCUACAAUGGUCUCCUGGUUUUGUGGGCCUUCCAAUGUUCUUUCUUAGCAGAGAAGCCAGUGCACCAGUAUUACAUGGGAAGAGAUAUCACAGUGGCGAUGUUGUCUCUCAUUCUGGCCUGGAUCAUUUUCAUACCCACUUAUGUCAGCACAGACAUCGCCUCCAAGUCUCUCAUUCAGAUGACUUUUAUUCUUGGCAGCUGUCUGGGGGUUUUGUCAGCUGUGUUUUUCCCCAAAUGCUACCUACUGAUCUAUAAAAAGGAACUGAAUAGCAGUGAAUAUUUUGGGACUCACAUUCCAGACCAUCGAGAUGAAACUGCAACAGAAUAGAGAGACAUUCUGACUUCUUUAUCUCCUUUGGGACAGUCAUGGAGAUGUGGAGGGAUUUAAUAAUAAAUGAGUGCACACUCCACAAACAAUGUAAGAGAUCUUUUAUUCAGAACUGAUUAAAAAAAAUGGUACUCCAACAAUAGGAAAUAAAAUUUGUAUA
Messenger RNA from Hyla sarda, 2683 nucleotides. RefSeq names its product taste receptor type 1 member 3-like. Gene Ontology annotation, biological process: sensory perception of sweet taste; sensory perception of umami taste; G protein-coupled receptor signaling pathway. NCBI's taxonomy places the organism in Eukaryota, Metazoa, Chordata, Amphibia, Anura, Hylidae. Gene Ontology annotation, cellular component: membrane. The record is from RefSeq and is a predicted model, not a curated record. Gene Ontology annotation, molecular function: G protein-coupled receptor activity. The coding region runs from base 1 to 2523 and encodes 840 amino acids. The transcript has 6 exons.